Colletotrichum acutatum is the source of this 1518-nucleotide messenger RNA. RefSeq lists its product as uncharacterized. Lineage: Eukaryota; Fungi; Ascomycota; Sordariomycetes; Glomerellales; Glomerellaceae. The record is from RefSeq and is a predicted model, not a curated record. The transcript has a single exon. The coding region runs from base 1 to 1518 and encodes 505 amino acids. Gene Ontology annotation, biological process: tRNA methylation. Gene Ontology annotation, molecular function: tRNA (uridine) methyltransferase activity.
AUGGCUUAUGAUCCCACGGCACUUGGGCAGUCGGCAGAGUCCCUCGUACACGAUGUCUCCGGCGAGAUAUGGCAUCCCUUGUUCCAGCAAGAGUGCGCCUUUGGGCCCGAAAUCUUUGAGGAUGUCAUGAUGAAUCUCAUCAAGAACCCAAACAUCAACUCGUCAUGGCUCUUCCGCGCUGAUAUUCUACACGAUUCGGACCCGGGAUGGACACCUCCCCCUGCCCCCGCACCUGAAGCUGCCUCGGAAGAUGGCGCCGCCGCACAAGUUGUGCAGCAGCAGCAGCAGGAGCCUCUUCCCAUUGCUUUUCAGGAUUUCCACAACGACCGCGUCUUCGUGCGCAGGCUGAUCCCGCGCAACACCCGCCGGGACGACCCCCUGGACCAGACGUGCGUCUUCGCCUCCUGUACCCCAGAUGCCACAAAGGCCAGGUCCCUGGUCGUCUACCUCCCCCACGCGUCCUCGCCCGACGCCCUCCCCUUCUACCACCCCAAGGUCCGGGGCGUAGCGCACCUCCACGAGUGGGACGCUGCGCGCGCCGUCGGCACCGUCUCUAUCCACUACCUCUUCUUUAACGAGGCCGACUUCGCCGUUGAGAAGCUGGUCCGAACCGCUCGCAUGCUGCUCUCCGUGCUGUACAAGCACGGCCAGGGGCGGAUCGAUGGGUACACCAAGCGGGUGCACCACGACGUUGUUAUUCCCCAGGCAAGGUUCCAGGACCGCUACAUGGAGCUCAAGCUCAAGUAUGCCAAGGACCUGGUGGAAACCUGGGCCGAGACGACGGACCCGUCGAAGCACGUCUUUGAGGACUUGGGCAUUGCUGCUUUCCUGAUUGAGCUUUGGAAGGAAAUGUACAAAGACCAGCCCUUCCCUGGAUUUGUAGAUAUUGGCUGCGGAAACGGAUUGCUAGUUCAUCUGUUGACCCAAGAGGGUUACUCUGGCUGGGGGUUUGAUGCCAGAGCCAGGAAGUCAUGGGCCAAGUACAAUUCUGUCCAAAAUGGGCGGGCUUCGCUCCAAGCUCUGGUCCUUCUCCCCGACGUUGUCUCCAGGCCGUCUUACGCCGACAGCGAGGAGGAGCCUGCCUUGGAUCUGACAAAGAUACACAACGGCACUUUCCCCAAAGGCACCUUCAUCGUGUCCAAUCACGCAGAUGAACUUACGCCUUGGACGCCGAUCCUGGCGACGCUGUCAGAGAGUCCCUUCAUCAUGAUUCCUUGCUGCAGCCAUUCACUGGGCGGUCAAAAAUACCGCCCGCCGCCGCCGCGUGAUAAGACAAAGUCGAUAUCGACGUAUGCUUCCUUGGUCGACUGGGCGGCACAGAUCGCCGAGGACUGCGGAUGGGUCGUGGAGACGGAGAUGUUACGUAUCCCGAGCACGCGAAACACGGCCAUGCUCGGGAGGAAGCGGACCAGGGACGUGGAGGAAGUAGAUAUCGACGGGGUCUUGGCCAAGUACGGCGGCACCGAUGGCUACUUUGAGAGUGCAGCCAAGUUAACCAAGACUGAAAAGGGGCAUUAG